Messenger RNA from Archocentrus centrarchus (flier cichlid), 2292 nucleotides. RefSeq names its product potassium voltage-gated channel, shaker-related subfamily, member 4 (gene kcna4). The transcript has a single exon. Gene Ontology annotation, molecular function: potassium ion binding; delayed rectifier potassium channel activity; protein binding. The record is from RefSeq and is a predicted model, not a curated record. Gene Ontology annotation, cellular component: axon; voltage-gated potassium channel complex; membrane. NCBI's taxonomy places the organism in Eukaryota, Metazoa, Chordata, Actinopteri, Cichliformes, Cichlidae. Gene Ontology annotation, biological process: protein homooligomerization; potassium ion transmembrane transport; action potential. The coding region runs from base 76 to 2151 and encodes 691 amino acids.
UCCUCUGGUCUGCAUCCACAUCGCACCCAAGCGGUCACUGUAGCGUUCACGGACCGAACCGCUCACUGACUUAAAAUGGAGUUUGCCAUGGUGGGUGCGGAUGGUGGGUGCAAUAGUCACCUGCCUUAUGGAUAUGCCCAAGCUCGCGCACGGGAGAGGGAGCGCGAGCGGGAGCGCCAGGCUGCCCAGUCCAGAGCUGCGGCUGCAGCGGCCGCUGCCGAAGGUGGAACCUGUGCGGAGGGAGGAGGAGGCAGCUGCGGCGGUGGCGGCGGCAGCGGCGGCGUUGGGGGGUCCACCUCCACAACCUCCACGAGCGCUCAUCUCCUUAACAACCGCCAGCAUCAGUCUCGCGCCGCCUCCUCCACGAACGCCAACAUCAGCAGCGGCGGUACCGCCUCGCGCCCCUCCUCCUCCUCCACCUCCUCCUCGCAGCCGCCACAGAACCAGCAGGAGCCCGAGCAGCAGCAGAGAUUUCUCAGAGAGCGGAAAAAGCAGCGCGGCGUCGGACGCUGGAGACGGAACCGGAGCACUCUCGGCGGGGACCUGCGCCACUCGGAGCUGGCGCUGCUCGGAUCCGAGGAGGACAUCAUGAUAGAGGAGGAAGAGGCCGAGGGACCCGAGGAAGAGGAGGAGGAGGAGGGGGACCGGGGAAGCAAAAGGUCGAGUUUUUUGUGCAACAUGGAUGAUGAUGAGGAGACCGUGUCGAUCACUGACAGGCGGCCCCAGUCCGGAUACGAAAAUGUUUACAGCGAAUGCGGCUGCUGCGAGAGAGUUGUCAUCAACGUGUCGGGUCUGAAGUUUGAAACUCAGCUCAAGACUCUCACUCAGUUCCCGGACACACUCCUAGGAGACCCAGACAAGAGAAUCAGGUACUUCGACCCGCUGAGGAACGAAUACUUCUUCGACCGGAACCGACCUAGUUUUGACGCCAUUCUUUACUAUUACCAGUCAGGUGGGCGCUUAAAAAGACCAGUAAACGUCCCAUUUGACAUCUUUUCCGAGGAGGUCAAGUUUUAUGAACUCGGGGAGGAGGCGAUACUAAAGUUUCGGGAGGAUGAGGGUUUCGUCAAAGAGGAGGAGAAACCUCUGCCAGAGGAUGAGUUCAAGCGCCAGAUUUGGCUGCUUUUUGAGUAUCCGGAGAGUUCGAGUCCUGCCAGGGGGAUAGCGGUCGUGUCCGUCCUGGUUAUAGUCAUUUCUAUUGUGAUUUUCUGCCUGGAGACGCUGCCGGAGUUCAGGGAUGAAAAAGAGUCUCUACAGCCACGAAACAACUCCUCUCAACCUGAUCACGGAUUUACUCCUUUUAACGACCCGUUUUUCAUCGUUGAAACGGUCUGCAUCAUCUGGUUCUCAUUUGAGAUUAUAGUUCGGUUCUUUGCAAGUCCAAGCAAAACCUACUUCUUUAAAAACAUAAUGAACUCAAUAGACAUUGUAUCCAUUUUGCCUUAUUUCAUUACUCUCGGCACGGACCUGGCGCAGCACCAGGGCAACGGACAGCAUGCCAUGAGCUUUGCCAUCCUGAGAAUAAUCCGCCUUGUCAGGGUGUUUCGCAUCUUCAAACUGUCCAGGCACUCUAAGGGGCUGCAGAUCCUGGGUCAUACCCUGCGCGCCAGCAUGAGGGAGCUGGCCCUCCUCAUUUUCUUCCUGGUCAUAGGUGUCAUCCUGUUUUCCAGCGCGGUGUACUUCGCCGAGGCGGAUGAGCCCAACACGCAGUUUACGAGCAUCCCAGACGCUUUCUGGUGGGCCGUAGUGACCAUGACCACAGUGGGCUACGGUGACAUGAAGCCCAUCACUGUCGGUGGGAAGAUUGUGGGCUCCCUCUGUGCGAUUGCGGGUGUGUUAACCAUUGCGCUCCCAGUGCCGGUCAUAGUGUCCAACUUUAACUACUUUUACCAUAGGGAGACCGAUAAUGAGGACCAGUCGCCGGUGGAGGAGAGCAUGCCCCCGGGCUGCCCGUAUUUCCCCGACUUUCUAAGAAAAUUCAAAGGCUCGCCCUCUGGCUCCUCACUUGGCGACAAAGCGGAGUAUAUGGAAAUGGAAGAGGGGGUGACGGAGUCGCUGUGCGGGCUGGACAAGAGCCCCAGUAAAGGAAACGGCACAGACAUAAGCAGAAAAAACAGUACUAACUCAAAAUCCAUUCAGACUGACGUGUGAUUACAAUUAGUUUUUUUUUUUCUCAGAAGAACACGCCCUAUAAAGAUAAUUAUAAACAUAAUUUCUGCCCAACAGCAGGUGAUCCCCCUAAACACAAGUUUUAAACAUGCCUCAGAGACACCCAAAGUCACACACACACAC